This is a messenger RNA of Mycotypha africana, 957 nucleotides long. Its product is annotated as ribosomal protein L22/L17. Lineage: Eukaryota; Fungi; Mucoromycota; Mucoromycetes; Mucorales; Mycotyphaceae. The record is from RefSeq and is a predicted model, not a curated record. Gene Ontology annotation, biological process: translation; ribosome assembly. Bases 161 to 865 code for a protein of 234 amino acids. The transcript has 5 exons. Gene Ontology annotation, cellular component: mitochondrial large ribosomal subunit; ribosome. Gene Ontology annotation, molecular function: structural constituent of ribosome.
UUUUUCUUAUCCCUUGUCAUCUGGUAUUGACAAAGCUUGUCUAUAGGGCACUCAAAUUUGACAGGCAGUCUGAUGGAAAGUUGCCCCCCACUUGCAUUGCGGUGCUUUAAUUUUUGUGAGAUAAACUCCACCCUCCAUGUUCAUGAAAAAAAAAUAGGAGAUGGCCUCGCCUUAUUACCCCUCUUUUUUUAGACCUAUAACAAGAUUCAACAAAAAUACCGAAACCGAUGUCAGUCGCAUCAUUAAGGGUUUACGACCGUUCAAACAAGCUACAGCUUUCAAUAGCAUUCGCGCUCUACACAUGAGUAACACUUUGACACGAGAGAUGCCCGAGACACAUAGACCUGAUGUGGGUGCAUCAAGCUUAUUUGACAAUGUUAUUCAAGAAGCAGAAGCAGUAGAAUCGAAAAAUACAGUAAAGGAAUAUACUUUUUCAUCUUCCAACUUUAGAGUCAGUCCACAAAAGUUGAAUAUGCUUGCUCGACAAAUCCGCAAUCUACCAGUGGAAGAAGCCAUUAAGCAGAUGGAAUUUUCAGAUAAAAGAGCAGCAAAGAAGAUUAUGCACAAUUUAGCAUUUGCUAAGAAGAAUGCAGAGUCUCAGAUGGAUAUGUCCAAUAUGAUCAUUUCACAAGCUUGGGUAGGCAAAGGGCUAUUUCUAAAACGUAUCAAGCUACGUGGUAGAGGCGGUUUUGGUGUUAUGCAUCGUCCCAGAGCACACAUCAAAUUCAUUCUUAAAGAAAUGGAACCUGUAGAAGCUGAGAGUGAUAAGAGAAAUAUUAGAGGAUGGAAACGAUACAAGAAAACAUGGACGCCUUUGCUAGAAACAAAGCCUAUCUAUAAUGCAAAACCAUUUUACAAUUGGUAAAAAAAAAAAAAUCAAUCUUCGUCUUUGUAGAACCCCCCCCACCCCAACAUGAUGACAAUGAUAAAUGUACCCAUAAGGGAUGUUAUUUCGUU